UUUCACAUAUCACGUUUCUCUACAAGACUAGACUAGAUACACCUUUAUCGCCCUGUCCUAAAGAAAAAACCAAAAGGAAAAUUCCGCAGUCUUUUUCUCUGCUUCAAUUUCUUAUCAAACUCAGAAUCCAUCAACAAAAAGAAUAAUUGCAAUUUGUGAAGAAAAGCCACCAAAAAAUUGGAACAAAAAAGUAUACAGUAAUAAAAUCGGAAUAAAUUUCAAGGUUAUCGGCGGACGAUGGAUGUUGAUCCCCGGCAAUAUGAAGACAUUGCUGUCAAUGACAAUGAUGUUCACAGCAUUGUCAUGUCAUAUCUCGCACAUAGUUGCUUCACAGACACGUGGGAAUCAUUUACUGCCUCGACUGGUAUGAAGCAGACUGCUAAUAAUCUGGAGGAUAUGGAGAAGAGAAAAAGGAUUUAUCAUUUGGCAUUAGAGGGGAGUGUUUUGAAGGCCAUUGAACUUACAGAGCAGUUUGCUCCCGACUUAUUAGAGAAAAAUAAGGAUCUGCAUUUGAAGCUGUUGAGCCUUCAUUUUGUUGGACUUGUCUGCUCAAGAAAAUGCACAGAAGCUCUGGAAUUUGCGCAGGAGAAGUUGGCUCCUUUUGGGAAGGUGCAGAAAUAUGUUGAAAAUCUUGAGGACUUCAUGGCUUUAUUAGCUUAUAAUGAGCCAGAAAAGUCACCCAUGUUUCAUCUAUUAGGCUUGGAGUACAGGCAACAAGUUGCCGAUAGUUUGAAUAGAGCAAUACUUGCAAAUUCAAACCUCCCCAGCUAUUCUGCGGUUGAAAGGUUGAUGCAGCAGACAACUGUCGUAAGGCAAUGCUUGAGUCAAGAAUCCAGUAAGGAAGGAUAUCCACCAUUUUCUUUGAAAGACUUUUUGAAGAGCUAGGUGAGCCAAUUUAGGAACAUGUUUCCAGCACUCGGAGUAGCAAUUCUCCUCGUUGAAGUCGUUUGGCAUCUAGAUUUGCAUUGCCUACUUUCCGAAAGCAAAAAAAUGGCAUGGCUGAUCAUGGAUUCUACGACGUUUUUAAGACCUCACGAAUCAGCCUUUAAGGAAACUUGUGGGAGUAUUAAGUUUUACUGAAUACCACAAUAGCACAUGUGGCGAUCUGUUUGUACUAAAAAUGUCACAAGUGCAUGAAUGUGUUAGUCAAAUGUUCUGUUUAAAUGAAAUUUCUUAAGCGUUCCAUAUGAGAAGAUUAGCCUAAAUAAAUGAUCGAUAAGUA
This is a messenger RNA of Solanum dulcamara, 1222 nucleotides long. RefSeq lists its product as uncharacterized. Gene Ontology annotation, cellular component: cytoplasm. The transcript is spliced from 7 exons. The coding region runs from base 238 to 885 and encodes 215 amino acids. Gene Ontology annotation, biological process: cell surface receptor signaling pathway; cytoskeleton organization. The record is from RefSeq and is a predicted model, not a curated record. Lineage: Eukaryota; Viridiplantae; Streptophyta; Magnoliopsida; Solanales; Solanaceae. Gene Ontology annotation, molecular function: protein binding.